This is a messenger RNA of Conger conger (European conger), 4467 nucleotides long. It is a transcript of the gene strip1, whose product is annotated as striatin interacting protein 1. The coding region runs from base 28 to 2472 and encodes 814 amino acids. Lineage: Eukaryota; Metazoa; Chordata; Actinopteri; Anguilliformes; Congridae. The transcript is spliced from 21 exons. Gene Ontology annotation, cellular component: cytosol. The record is from RefSeq and is a predicted model, not a curated record. Gene Ontology annotation, biological process: cytoskeleton organization.
CAACGUCAGAGAAGGUGUGAAUCAAAGAUGGACGUUGGUGGUGGAGGUGGGUUAAUUAUCAAUAAUAAACAGAAAGCGAUGUUACCAAACAAAAGAGGUGAAUUCAUCCGCAACCAGAGGAAAGACUCAGAGGGGUUCUCAGAAUCCCCUGAUCUGGAGUUUGAGUAUGCAGACACGGACAAGUGGGCUGCAGAGCUAUCAGAGCUAUACAGUUACACAGAGGGACCAGAGUUUCUGCUCAACAGAAAAUGCUUUGCAGAGGACUUCAGAACCCAUGUGACGGAUAAGAAGUGGACGGAGCUGGACCCAGCGCAGCGCCGAGCUCAGGCCAUGCGGCUGCUGGACGGGCUGGAGGUGACGGCGCGGGAGAAGAGGCUGAAGGUGGCGCGCGCAAUCCUCUACAUGGCUCAGGGCACGUUUGAGGAGUGUGGCUCGGAGGCUGAGGUGCAGCACUGGAUGAGGUACAACAUCUUCCUGCUGCUGGAGGUGGGGACCUUCUCAGCCCUGGUGGAGCUUCUCAACAUGGAGAUCGAUAACAGCGCUGCCUGCAGCAGUGCGGUCAGGAAACCCGCCAUCUCCCUGGCUGACAGCACGGACCUGCGGGUGUUGCUGAACAUCAUGUACCUGAUGGUGGAGACCAUCCAGCAGGAGGACCCUGCCGACCCCAUGGAGUGGAGGGCCGCUCGGGAGACCUUCAGGACCGAGCUGGGCUCUGCUCUCUACAAUAAUGAGCCCAUCUCCGUCAUGCUCUUCGGCAUGGUGACCAAGUUCUGCAGUGGCCACGCCCCCCACUUCCCCAUGAAGAAGGUCCUGCUGCUGCUGUGGAAGACCAUACUGUUCACCCUGGGGGGGUUUGAGCAGCUGCAGCACAUUAAGGUGCAGAAGCGGGAGCAGCUGGGCCUGCCCCCUCUGCCUGAGGACAGCAUCCGUGUGAUCCGCAGCAUGAGGGCGGCCUCGCCCCCCGCCUCCGCGUCCGACCUCAUCGAGCAGCAGCAGAAACGCGCGCGCCGCGAGCACAAGGGCCUGAUAAAGCAGGACAACCUGGACGCCUUCAACGAGAAGGACCCCUACAAGACCGACGACCCCCGGGAAGACGAGGACGACAACGACGACAACGACAACAGCCUGGAGCCCGAGACCUUCCCCCUGGAGCGCGACGAGGUCAUGCCCCCGCCCAUCCCACACCCCCCCUCCGAGAGGGUGUCCUUCCCCAAGGGACUCCCUUGGGCCCCCAAAGUCAGGGAGAAAGACAUAGAAAAUUUCCUGGAAUCAAGCAGAAGCAAAUUUAUUGGUUAUACGCUGGGAAAUGACACAGAUACGGUUGUGGGUUUGCCCCGGCCAAUCCAUGAAAGCAUCAAAACCUUGAAACAGCACAAGUACGUAUCCAUCGCUGAAAUUCAGAUCUCCAGGGAGGAGGAGUUUCAGAAGACUCCACUGUCUGGGGGUGAAGAGGAAGUAGAGAUGAGCUCCACCGAGCUGCUUUACCAGGGUAUCCUUCCCAGCCUGCCUCAGUACAUGAUCGCCCUGCUGAAGAUCCUGCUGGCCGCAGCUCCCACCUCCAAGGCUAAGACUGACUCCAUCAAUAUCUUGGCCGACCUGCUGCCAGAGGAGAUGCCAACCACCGUGCUUCAGAGCAUGAAGCUGGGUGUGGAUGUGAACCGCCACAAGGAGAUCAUCGUCAAGGCCAUCUCCGCCAUCCUGCUGCUGCUCCUCAAGCACUUCAAACUCAACCACAUCUACCAGUUUGAGUACAUGGCUCAGCACCUGGUCUUUGCCAACUGCAUCCCCCUGAUUCUCAAGUUCUUCAACCAGAACAUCAUGUCCUACAUCACAGCCAAGAACAGCAUCUCAGUGCUGGACUUCCCUUACUGCGUGGUGCACGAGCUCCCAGAACUCACUGCCGAGAGCCUGGAGGCUGGCGAUACUAACCAGUUCUGCUGGCGGAACCUCUUCUCCUGCAUCAACCUGCUGAGGAUUCUCAAUAAACUCACCAAGUGGAAGCACUCCAGGACCAUGAUGCUUGUGGUGUUCAAGUCUGCUCCCAUCCUGAAGAGGGCGCUGAAGGUGAAGCAGGCCAUGAUGCAGCUGUACGUGCUGAAGCUUCUGAAAGUGCAGACCAAGUACCUGGGCAGGCAGUGGAGGAAGAGCAACAUGAAAACCAUGUCCGCCAUCUACCAGAAGGUUCGGCAUCGCCUCAACGACGACUGGGCAUACGGCAACGCAGACCUGGACGCCCGCCCCUGGGACUUCCAGGCAGAGGAGUGUGCCCUGCGGGCCAGCAUCGAGCGCUUCAACAGCCGCCGCUACGACAAGAGCCAAGCCAACCCGGACUUCCUGCCCGUGGACAACUGCCUUCAGAGCGUCCUGGGCCAGCGGGUGGACCUGCCAGAGGACUUCCAGAUGAACUACGACCUCUGGCUGGAGCGCGAGGUCUUCUCCAAGCCCAUUUCCUGGGAGGAGCUUCUGCAGUGAGGGAAGAGAGGUGUCCUGAAUCUAACCCUGCUCUGCAGUCUUCACCCAACCUGAACCAACCCCACCAAACUUUACUCGCCCCUCUGUGGACCAGCUUCCCAGCAGUCCUGCAUACCACACACUCACUGUAUCUCACCUGUGGGCACAGGACAUGACCGACUUAACCGUAGGUUUGUUGCUUUCUUCUAACCUAACACGUCUGUGAAUCGGGUUCGACCAGAGGGUUAUUCUCUACACACACACACACCACAUCCUAGCUUCUCAAAGCAUUUCUCUCAUUUAUAUGAAUACCCCCCGCCCUGCACUCUUAAAUCUCUACCUCUCCUCUCCCCUUAACACCUCAAACCCCUCCCCCCUCAUCUUCAACUGUAUGGACCAGUACUUUUACACAGUGGUGACAAGGGCCUUGCUCAAGGGCCCCAACAGCUACACUGAUCUUAUUGUUGCUACACCGGGGCUUGAAGCACCAACCUUCUGGGUCCCAGUCAUGCACCUUAGCAACUAGGCUACACCUGGGGUCAUCACGCUCUCUACCAGCACACAACCUAACCAACACUACAGAUCAUUAACCAUUCUCUUCAAGAAAGUGCAAAGGCCUGGGGGGUGUUUGUGUCUGUGUGUACAUAUUAUUAUGGGUUAUCCUCCGGUUCAGCACGUGUUACUGGUCUUAUUAUUACAGUUUCUGUAACCGUGUUUUGCUUUUCUUCUGAGCACUGGGUCAUCCAUGGCAGGCUUAGCCUGGAAAAUAAGGGAACUGGAUCCCAGGGAAGUGCAGCUGAGAUAGGACCAUUGGGAGUUGACCCUGUUCUCUGUAAAUCCCAACACUUAAACUCUGAUGCCAUUGAUCCUCAACUUAUUCAACCUGGUUUUGAAGAGAAAUUACAUUACAUGAAAAGUCUGGCAUUACAUCUCAAUCUACCACUGGCAUACCCUCACACAGAAAACGUUAGUCAGAAUGUCUGUUGCAUAGUGUAAUGUCAUUAGCCAUUAGCCAUAUUGUCUGCUUAGUCAUAACUCACAUUUUGGAGAAGAAGCAGCAAGCAUGAUAGUCCACUUAACACUGGUAGACACGUUAUUAGCAUAUAAUAAGUUCUGGCAUGUUAUGAUGGAGUGAAGAAAUCUGCUUAUUUGGCCAGGAUGUUCUUGAGUCCAGGUAAUGUAUGAGAAGGCAGCUUACUAAUAUCUACAUCAAAAAGGUAGGUUUUUAACUCAACAUCAGGGUUUUUACCAUGGAGCGAACUUCCAACUUGCAUAACCUGGGACAUUACUGGAGUAGCAACUGUCAUAAAUGGGAUCUGGCAUAGAGCAGUUUAUUUGCAAACCACUGCAGUCUUUUUGGACUGAACUUAGUACAAGUUUCUAUUAUUGUCUUUUAAAUACUUGGUUUUUAUUAAUAUGGAAGUUCUGUGACAGUGGUAUGUUUUUAUUAAUUAUGUCUUAAUUGACAUCUUAAUUGUUCUUUUCUCUUAGGCUUGUGCAGUUACUGAGCAACCUGCUGUGGACAUUAGUGUUAGGAGCCCAGUGUGUUGUUUACAGUAAUGCCAUGGUAGCAUAGCUCUCUCUGGUAUAGGGAACGAAUGUGAAGCACUCAGGGGUCAUGUUAAGUGCAUAUUAGCAGUGUAAACAUGGGCAGAAAGUGGCACUAACAAUCGCCUAAACAAAGCGGACACAUUUCAGCUCUUGGCGUUUGUAUAAUGGCCUGCUCUGCUAAUGGGUCCAGGGGGGCGUGCUCAUCUCAUCUUACCCUACCUGAAUGAAUUCCAUAGAGAGGUUGCAUAGGUACAUCUCUCCUUUCAUCUGCAGCAUUUGGUGUUUCAUGCUUUUGCUUUCAAGAGAACAUUGCCCUGGGGGGAGGCUACUAGAGAGAACCUACUGUUUCAAAAUGAGUGUAAAAACAAGUGUCUUAUUUAUCAUGGCUUACGUCAAUCUAUUUUUCAUUGUUUCACUUUAUAUAUAUAUAUAAACACCUUAUUAUAAUAAACCUUUUCUCUUGAA